Molecule: messenger RNA, 644 nt
Organism: Macrobrachium nipponense
Lineage: Eukaryota; Metazoa; Arthropoda; Malacostraca; Decapoda; Palaemonidae
Product: shematrin-like protein 1
Exons: 2
Coding region: 27-416 (129 amino acids)
Source: RefSeq, a predicted model, not a curated record
GACACCAUAAACAAACACAGACAACAAUGAAGUUUCUGGCACUUGUGCUCCUGGUAGCUUACGCUUGCGCUUCUGAGAUCGAGAAGCGAAAUGCGGAGCCAGACUAUGACUAUUAUCGUCCUUCCCACGGCUAUUAUCGCCCCUCCUAUGGUUACGGCUAUGGUCAUCCCUAUGGGUAUCGUACCUACCCAGUAGGCUACGGUUGUGGGCACCACCAUCACAAGAGGUCUGCUGAGCCAGAACCAGAGGCUAAGGCUUCCUACUAUAAUGGACACUACCCUGUCUACCGUCCUUAUGGUCACCACUACGCUAAGAGGUCUGCCGAUCCUGAACCUUAUGCUGAACCUUCCUAUGGCUAUGGUUACUAUGGCUAUCCUCGUCCAGUUUACCAUUACCCUUCCUAUUACUACGGCUGAUUUAGCUUGAAGAAAAAUGUGUUGAUGAUUCAGGAGUGUUUCAUUAUUUGUCAGACCCCAAGAUAUAUUGUUUUCCUUAGUCUUCCUCAUGCAAAGGAUAUAUAUAAAAUCUCCAGUUUUGAAACUGAAGAAUUUCUACUAAUUAACUCAAGUGUUACCUAUAAUUAUUUUAAUUGAUUUCUGAAGUCACUACGGCUUAUGUAUUUGAAAUUCAUUAUUCUUAUACCU